AUGGAUAACAAAACAAGGAAUGAGCGAAUAGGGCCGCUGCCUGGGGGUCGCCAGGGCGCGCCUGGAGCUGGCGCUGGGCGUAGCAGCAUGCGGGCCGCCAGUGCCACCAGUCGACCGGCGCUGCCACCUAGCCGGUCGAUAUAUCCAUCAUCCCCACCAGAUGGCUUGGCUCCGACAGGGUCCACCAGAGCCCAAUCUUCGGCGCCCGCCGCUGGUGGUGUACGCCGCAUGCGCUGGACUUCUCUCAUGAACGAGAAUGUCAUGCGUGCGUACUACAGGGCGACAGGAGGGGAAACCGGACGGACUGGCUACCGAGCGGCAAUGUACCGCGAGUUCCUGCUGCUCGAGCCGAACUUAACUGUCACGGAACAAAACCUGGCAGACCGGGCUCGGUAUAUUCAGCGUUCUAACAUCUUCAACGCUACCGAGCUCGAACGAUUACGACGUGAGGCUGUUCCGGAAGUCUCAGCACCUACCGCAGAGCAAAUCGUCUCCCAGGCGGCGCCUGUCCGCGAGGAGACAAUUACCACGUCACAAGAUUUGCCUGUGGAGGAAGACACUGAGGGAACAGUCUCCCUUGAUAUAGAGCGGAUGAGAGGGAUUCUAGAAGAGGCGAUUUCUGAAAUCCGGAGCGCUCCUCUAGAGAAUCGUCCGCGGCUCUCCCGACUUACACUAAAUGUAGCGACGCGGGAUGUCAUUGAGGCCAUAAACAAAAUGCUGCCACAACAUCUGGAGAGCAGCACUGGCCUGGGUGAUACGGCUUCUAUUAUCUUCGGUGCGGCGCUAGCCGUGCACCGAUUCAUCGGUGCCAAGACUCCGGGACCGGGGCGUGCUGCUGCCACAAGAGUCCUCAUUGGCAGACUGCAAAGCUUCAGGUCGGGCAACACUAGGCCAAGGAUUGUGCGCUCUGUUAGAGUUGCGUUUAACGGGUGUGGGGUCAGGUUGGACCAGCCUGACAUUGCGCAAAAGCUAACAGAGCGCAUCGACGACCUGAAGCAGAAAAUCGCUGCAUGGGGGAACCGCAUCCGACGAUACUCGGCAAGAGUCGAGCGAUUUCAGCAAAAUCGUCUCUUCUCGAGUGAUCAGAAAAGGUUCUACAAAAGACUGGAGUGCCCAGCAGUCUGCUCUACCUCUCAACGACCGGACCCGGCCGACCUAGUCGCUUUCUGGCGGGGGGUGUGGUCGAGAGAGGUGGAGCAUGAGGAGGGGCCUUGGAUUGCGGCGGUAGAGGAAGCAUGUGCCAGAAUAGAACCGAUGAACCCGGUCGCCAUCUCUGCGGAGGAUGUAGCUGGUGCAUCUCAGCUGUGUUGGAUAGGUGGCGCAGCACUUCGUGAAGAAAAUUGA
Molecule: messenger RNA, 1344 nt
Organism: Maniola jurtina (meadow brown)
Lineage: Eukaryota; Metazoa; Arthropoda; Insecta; Lepidoptera; Nymphalidae
Exons: 3
Coding region: 1-1344 (447 amino acids)
Source: RefSeq, a predicted model, not a curated record